This is a messenger RNA of Pochonia chlamydosporia 170, 669 nucleotides long. RefSeq lists its product as hypothetical. Lineage: Eukaryota; Fungi; Ascomycota; Sordariomycetes; Hypocreales; Clavicipitaceae. The record is from RefSeq and is a predicted model, not a curated record. The transcript is spliced from 3 exons. Bases 1 to 669 code for a protein of 222 amino acids.
AUGGCGCUGUCGAUGUACCAGCUGACAUUUAGUGACAAGGGUAUCGGAAAUCUGUGGGGCCUGGACGCGAGCCAAAAUCUUGUGAGCAACCUUGUCCGCCGAGUUGAUCAGGCGCCCUUCUCACAAGCAGGGAUGCUCGGCUCUGUGACCUUGCGAUGCCACGCACGUCGACCUUCUUGCCUGACAAUCUCGCGGGUCGGUACUUCUGAAGCCGUUCAUGCAUUGAUGUAUACGUACUUCAUGCACCAGGCAUGCAUGUCGGGCGGCUGUCGUCCCCAAGCACCUUUCGAUUCGGUGGCCAGAUCGCCUGGUUUGUUUUUGUCCUGGUGCGAUUGCGUAAAUGGUUGCAUCAAGCCUCGCCACCCAGUAUCGCUUAUUGGCAAUCCAGGACUUUCACCCUCAGCAUGGAGGAACAACCCCUUCACCUUUGCGAAAAGCUUUGUACGCAAUUGGUCACGGGCCAUUAGCCAGGGAUUCAACCCACCUCGUUUACCAAUCCACUACUGUCAUACGCCACCACACGCAAACAAAAAAAAAAUGUCCAUUUCUUUGGUAGAAAGUAUGCCGCACAAUAAUGAGAAGUUGGCCAUGGACAAUGACUUUCAGGCAAGCGGACAUGAGAGGCAUAUGAGUACACCGCAAGUCGCUUGCAUUAGCAGCCCUCCUUGA